GCGCGCGUGCGUGUGUGUGUAAAUUCAAUUUUGAAGUUUUCUUAUUACGUUAUGAAAUUUACUUUCAACAGAAACGAAUGCAUGAAUAAGUGAAGUUAUCAUGUUUAACGUUUAAAAAAAUAAAUGAAGUAUAUAUUAAUAGAAUAAUGUUCAAGAUCUAUUACCUCGCUCACUAGAACAUAUUUACAGCUAAUUAUAAUAUUUACUAUUUUUAAUUUUAUCGACCAAUGAAAAAAGGGCUAUCCCAAAAUUAUGUCAACGUACGUCCACCUUUCAGCGAUUUCUCGCAUUUGAGAAGCAGUAGACGAUGUUUGACGGUUGAUUAUAGCCGAUAAAUGGACUUUAUUUCCAGUUCACCAUGACGAUGCGAGAGGUAAGACCUUGACAGAGUUGCUUCUAAACGGUAGGGUUCUAAUUAUUGUAUUAUAUCGAACUUUUCGCUGAAAUUUUCAAGCGAUGCAGCUGGUAAAAACGAAAACCAAGAUGGCGGCGUGGUAUACCUUGUCAAUAUUAUGUUUACAGGAAAACAAUUUUUUUUAUUAUAGAUAUUUAAAACGUCGAGUGCCUGUGUUUUAAUGUUUAAGUAAGAAAAUACAGAUCUUUUCUUUUUUUUCCUUUUAAAGGAAUUUGUUCACGUGUUUUUUGUUUUUGUUUAUGUUGUUGUUUUUUUUCCUUCUUCUUCAUUUUUUAUGUUAAAAAUUGAAAACAUAACUAAUGAAAUGUUGACAUCUAAAAUUAAAUGAACUUUCUGAAUGCAAGGGUAAGAGCAAUAUUUUAGCCGUAACUCUGCGUUACUCAGAGUCUUUUUAUGUUUACAAACAAACCAGUAAAAUGUUAAUUUUGUAAUUUAAAGCAUCUUGAUUUUAUACAGUCACAAAUUUAACUUUUUAAGGACACAUUUUACAAAAAGUAUACUCGAAAUGUGAUUUAUAUAAUAAACUUGAAUAGAUACCCAUUUAUUUUGAAAACUUCGUAAAAAAAAAUAUCACACCUCAAUCUUUGUUUUCAAAACAAAUAAUAAACUCUAUAAUGAGCUUCUGUCAUGAUAUAUAACCCUAAUUGUUUGUGAAACCUUUUAAACAUAUUAAACUGUAGAUUUAAAAAUUUUUAGGAGGAAAUCGUGAAUCAGUCCCUAUAAAGUAUUCAACGUUCGCCAGCGUGUGUGCUCUAUUUUUCAUACGACAUGGACGGUAGCAUGCAAACUAUACAAUCGUAGAAUAUCUAGUAUUUGUUUGCUAGAUUUUUUGGGUGAUAAGUUACUCAUUGUGUGAGUUUGUCUUCUUGCUGCAUAGGUGAAUGUCCAUGUAUGGUCGAGUCAAUAAAUUGAAUAUUAUACAUACAGAACUACCGAUGAUAUAUUUAUAAUUCAACGUGCUGUAUAGCUUAUAGAUUAAGAUAAAUAAGUUUACCGUGUCUACAUAGUGAGAAUAAAAUGCGAUGGCAGAUAAGCUCAAUCUCUCUCUCUCUCUCUCUCUCUCUCUCUCUCUCUCUCUCUCUCUCUCUCUCUCAAUAUAGAGAGCUUUUAUAUUUUAGUUACUUAUAUAUAUCAACCAAGACAUCACUAAAAUACAAAAUGUUCAGUAUAAACUGUAUAUUUUCCCUCCUUUUUGCAGAAUUUCUAACUACUAUUGUUUUUUUAUAAAGCGAAAAAUUUAUGUCUAAACGCCCAACUAAAAUAAAAUAAUAAUAAUAAUAAAAACCAUCGGCAAAACACACGCAUAUGCAAACACAUUUGAAAGUAAUGCGAGAAGGAGAAAGAGAUUUAUUUAGUAACCCGUGGACCUGAAUUUACGUGUAUUCGAUCGAUUCGGAUCACCUUGGUUUGAACUGACACUACACAACGUGCAAAGCAUCCACCGUCAACAUACACAGAAAUUAUACGGCGUGAUUACAAGUCCACAGAGAUGAUUUUUAUAAUUUUUUAUUCGUUUUGAUGAGGAAUUUACUGUUUUUGGAUUUUGACAUGCUUGUUGCAAGAUGACCUUUCAUGAUGAUGACGAUGAUUUUGAAGAUUUACCAGACUUUACAGAAUGUGACACUAGUGGUGGAGGAGUCGAUCUGUUCGAUUAUCCGGACGACUCGGGUCAGCGGUUGCCACUUUACCCAUUCACCACUGUUCACGAGAAACCCAUUCCAUUCAACACGAUACGGACAAAUUGUUGGAUCCCCCGCACUAAUGUCGAGAUCAAAGUGACAGAUGCUGAGCGAGUAGAUGCUCACACAAAACUCUUCAAUCCAAACCUAUAUACCAUACAAGUGAAACAUGGCACAUUCCAGUGGACUGUCCGACGGCGCUACAAGCACUUUACCAACCUGCACCAGCAACUACGACUUUUCCGUAUGAAGCAUAAAUUCCCAGUCCCUACUAAAGCUCACAAAGAAAGACGCCAGUCUCUACACGGAACACGAAAAGUCCCACGAUUCCCUAAAAAACCAGACAUCAUGGUCCGAACGGAGAAAGACUACGACAAACGAAAGCGUCAUCUGGAGGACUACCUGCAAGCUCUUGUUGAUAUCAGUGUAUAUAGGAACCAUAUAGAAACCUUGAAAUUUUUUGAGGUCAGCCACUUAUCCUUUGUUGGAAAUUUGGGACACAAAAGAAAAGAGGGAAUGGUGAUGAAAUGUUCCGGGGGUCGCCACAUCAGCAUUGGAUGCUGUGGAUGUCUGAGAAAGUUCCAUCUGGCUGGACGAUGGAAAAAAAGGUGGCUGUUCCUGAAGGAUUCCUUUCUGGCGUACGUGCGCCCCAGGGACGGAGUUAUCUGUGAUGUCAUGCUGCUGGAUAAUGAUUUCAAUGUAGAGAAUGGUUUUGGAUUGACAGGUGCAAGGCAUGGUCUACAAAUUGUGAAUCUGAACAGAUGUCUACUGGCAAAGUGUUGGACAGGACGGAAGGCGGAUGAGUGGCAGGCAUGCAUAGAGGAAGUAGCUAAGACUACCGGGAAGGAUUACACCGAGGUGGCCAGGUUUGAGGCCUUCGCUCCUGUACGAGAAAAGAGCUAUGCAAAGUGGUUUGUGGAUGGAGAUAGCUAUUUCUCAGCUGUGGCAAAUGCGCUGGAGGAGGCUAAAGAAGAAAUCUUUAUCUCGGACUGGUGGCUAAGUCCAGAGAUAUACAUGAAAAGGCCUAUCACUGAAGGCAACAAAUGGCGCUUGGACAGGAUUUUACAAAGAAAAGCGGAAAGUGGAGUAAAGAUCUUUGUGUUACUGUACAAAGAAAUGUCCAUAGCUGUCAAUCUGUUGAGUACCUACAGUAAACACACUCUGGUGAAUCUUUGUCCAGAAAACAUCAAGGUUUUACGACACCCUGACCACGGAGCAGGUGGAGUCCUUUUAUGGGCCCACCAUGAGAAAAUUGUGGCCAUCGACCAGAAAGUGGCUUUUCUGGGGGGUCUAGAUCUCUGUUAUGGACGCUGGGAUAACCACAUCCAUCACCUUACUGACCUCGGGAGUAUAACAUAUGACAAUAUGAACCAGAAUGCCAUGGAAAAACAAUACAAUUCACAGACAUCUGUACAAGAUGACGUUUUCCAUGUCAAAGAUUCAGACGAAAGCUUGGACAUAAAUAAAUCUGAGGAUAUCAAUGGCAUAACUCUCAGCUUUACUCCACCCAGUCCAACACUGGGAAAGUCCGAGAGUGACCUCCAGUGUGCAUGUGGCCGUGACAGGUCAGCCACCCGGAACAGUAACAAUAGUUAUGAUAAUCACUCACUAGAGGCAGAAGAAUCUCAAAAUCUUAUUGGUUCUGCAUCCCAGAAUCAGACUGUUGUCACGGUAACUGUGCACUCUGACCCUGCAGCAAAUGAAACGGAAAAUGAACAGAAAAACAAUUCAGAGACGGUUCCUUCCUCUGUGGAGGGGACAUCAGGAGGAGAGAAGGCUGUAGAAGAAAAAGAGGAAUCGGCUACUGACCCGGUAAAAGAUCUGACGAAAACCUCCAGUUCAAGACCUAAAUUUCAAAGGAUGGAGUCUACCACAGAGCAUGCUCAGAAAUACAUGGAGCGUGAAUCCGAUGACGAUAUUGUUCCCGUGAGUAGUGAUAAUCCCCCUGAUGUAUACUCCAUGAGUGUAAAAGAUGUGCAGGAGACGUUACAUAGGAAGAGUACGAAAACGAGAGGUGCGAAUUCUCAGGUGCAUUUUUCUGGUAUUGAGAGGGUCUCGGAGGCAGUAUCGGAUUCUGUUGAAAUAACAGAGAAUGACAAUGUAGAGUUCAAAGGUUAUCACAAACUGGAUAGUGAAAACCAGAGUAGUUUUAGAGAUGAUAAGAGAGUAGUCAGUGAUUCUGUGAUAUCUAGUCAAAUAGUCCACAAUCCAGUUGCCAAAGAUACUCAUAUAGAGUCAGCUCAAGAAAAUUCUGACCAAGCCAAGGGAACAAAGAGAGAGAGUUGGGCUGCGAGGAAGUUACGUCGAUCUCUAAGUCAUGGACAUGAACGAAACAAUAAUGUCAAUAUCAACACAGCGGAACAAACGGAGGAUAUUGGACCACACUCACCAACUGCAUUAAACCGGUGGAAAAUGGUGCUGAAUGUUCAGAAAUUCCAGUCGGCUGUGAAGCAACAACAACAGGAACGAGUGCCCUUUCCCAGAGAGAAGAGGCCAGUGACACCCAAAAUAAGUAAACUGUUUCAUUUGGAGAGAUCUAACAGAGACAGUACAGCUGAUUUGCAGGACAGCCUUGAAAAGCCUGGUGUAAUGCAGAGAACCAAGAGUGAGAUAGCUAUAGAUGAACUGGGGCUGAAGGGGUCGUCCAAACUGUGGAUCGGCAAAGACUACUGUAACAACAUCUACAAGGACUAUGUGGAUCUGAAUGCUCCAUUUGAAGAUUUUAUCGACCGAUACACCACACCAAGGAUGCCAUGGCAUGAUAUUGGAGCAGUAGUUUAUGGGAAGGCAGCAAGGGAUGUAUCAAGACAUUUCAUUGGUCGAUGGAAUAUUACAAAGCAAGAAAAGUGUAAGAAUAACAAAGAUUACCCUUUGCUGUUACCCAAGGCAAGCACACAAGACAACACUCUCCCACCAUUUAUAACAGGGUCGUGUCAUGAAGUGAAAACACAGAUACUGCGGAGUCUGAGUGGUUGGUCAGGUGGCAUCAAGACAACAGAGUCCUCUAUACAGUCAGCUUAUCUACACUGUAUUGAAAGUGCCAAACAUUACAUUUAUAUCGAGAAUCAGUUCUUCAUAACACGAGUUGGAGACAAAUCUAUGAUCAGAAACAAAAUUGGAGAUGCCUUGUUCAAUAGGAUCCUCAGAGCACACAGAAAUGGAGAAAAUUUCCGGGUGUUUGUGAUGAUGCCUUUACUGCCUGCUUUUGAGGGGGACAUUGGGGGAAAUGGUGGCUAUGCAAUUAGGACAGUGACUCACUACACCUACUCAUCCAUUUCUAAAGGAGGGUUUUCCCUGUGGGAGAAGCUGGCAAAGGAAGUGCUGGAUCCUUUGAAGUAUAUAGUGUUCUGUGGAUUAAGAAAUCAUGAUGAACUCUCUGGAAAACUGGUGACAGAAUUAGUGUAUGUCCAUAGUAAGCUGCUUAUUGCUGAUGAUGACACAGUUAUCAUUGGAUCAGCCAACAUCAAUGAUCGCAGUCUCCUUGGUGACAGAGAUAGUGAGAUUGCGGUGAUGGUGCAAGACAUCCACAAAACAGAAGUCAAGUUCGCGGGGUAUCCUCAUUUAGUGGGCAAAUUUGCUACAUCUCUCCGUAAAGCUUUGUUCAGUGAACAUUUGGGGAUUCCCGUGGGAGAUCCGAUUCUAGAUGAUCCUGUCUGUGACUCGUUCUAUAAAACUGUGUUCCUUCGAACAGCGACUGUCAACACAAAUGUUUACCAAAAGGUGUUCAACUGUAUCCCUUCUGAUUUGGUGCUGAGUUUUGCUGAGCUGAAUCAAACCACUACAGAGAAAACUCUAGCUGAAACUGACCCAGAGCAGGCCCGCAGUGAAUUGAAGAAAGUCCAAGGUCAUAUUGUGCUACUGCCAAUGCAUUUUAUGGAAAAUGAAAGCAGUAUUAUACCCACUGUAGGGAAGGAGAUGUUUCUUCCUGUUGAUGUCUGGAUAUAAGACAGACUUGUCAUAAACUUCGUAGUCUUUGCAGCUGGGCUGCAAACAGAUACUGUCAAAUUAAGUACAUAUGCAAGUAACGGUCAUUUUAUGAAUCAAAGUAUAAAGAAAGGUGUCUUCAUGGCAACUAAAUUUUUAUGUCUAGUCAAGCCUUUCAAUAUAUGAAUUUAGUGCUGUAAAAUACUGUAGACAUUUAAAACUAUUGACCACUCUGUUCAUUUUAGAAUUUUUCUGGAUAUUACCUUUAAAUACCUCCUUUUUAUAUUCCUUCCAAUUGGUUUUCUUUCUUUUAUUUGAUAAGUCCUUUCCUCCACCAUGAUGCUUAUUUUGAUAUCUUGUUCUGUGACACUGUGCAUUGUAUUUCUACAAAUAUGUUUCAUUUGUUAUGACAUAUUGCUUAGCAAUCUAAUGGCACUUUCAUUAUCAGUCCCUUAACUGCAAAAAUAUAAAUAGAAAUGUUACAGAAGAAUAUUUCAGAUAACUUAACUGCAUGUUGUUAUGUUAAACUAUGCAAUGUUUUUGUGAAUGUAUUUUGAUUUUUUUUCCUCUCAGGUAGGGUAACAGAUGUUGAAAGUUUUUUGCACAAUUUUGUGGGAAAGCUUUUGGCACAUCAUGGAAUAUACCCAUUUUUAGCUUUGUGGGUUUCUUUUCCCAGUUCUGUUGAAAUUGGAACCUUGUUUGAAUAGGAAUGAACCACUUGGCAAGCAUUUUUCCCUUCAAGAAUGACUUUUAUGCUUCCAUUUGAAGAUGUUUUACACAUUUCUCAUUUCAUUUUUGCAUAACUGCAUAGCAAUGUCUUCAAGAUGACAUUGGCAUAAAUCUUGAUUCUCUUUUUUAAUGUUAUCUGUUAAAAUUUUAAACCAUUUUACUUGAAUAUAUAUGACGAGUUAUUUUAGAAAUAUACGUGGGAAUCAAUCACUGGGGUGAUGAUUGUGUUUUGAUCUCGAUGUAUUCUCUGUUGACUUUUGUCAAACUUUCAAUAUACACAAGCAGUAGCUGCAUUGUUGAAUAAUUCACAUGUGGGAUAAUUGCUUUAUACGGAGGCAAAUUUACAUAUAUUUACUAAUUUCUUUUGACUGCUUUCAUUGGACUGUCUUCACAUUCCUACAGUAUAAAGUGUACUGUUGUCUUAUAGUGAUAACCAUGGUUUAUGUUUUUAAUGCAGAAGGCAUCUAGUUUUUAUAUGACAUGUAUUGCUCAUAUACACACUAUGAUGUCUAACAUUCUUACUAGAGUAUAUUAUAUUUUGUUAGCCUUUUUAUUGGGUCUAGGUCAGUGACACUGGGCCUAGACUGGGGAUCACCUGAAGAGUUGCAAGAUUGGUUUUUGACUCUAAUAUUGCACUAGUGAAAUUUGAAGUUUUUAGUAUUUACAGUAGCUUACUAAACUAUGAAUACGCAUAUUUAUAUCUCUAUUAUAUAAAAUUUAUAUAUAACAUGCAUAAGGAAAUUUUGAGUGUUUGAAUUUUUCCCCAAUUACUACACUGACGAUGGUAGACAAUUUUUAUUUCGAAAAUUCCUUUUAAAUUGGAAAUAUAUUUUUUUAAAUUGUAGUUUAUUUACUUUAAUAAUACCCUUCAACUGGCAAGAAGGUUUUGCAUGUAUUUCUAUGUAAAGCAUAAUUUCAAAGAUUUUCCAAUUAACUUGCCUCAAUUAUAGCACACGGUUAUGUAUUUAUGAGUGGGACUAACAGUUAAAAUCAGGGUAAUUUUGUAUUUAUAGUCAGAGAAUAUUAGUUUUGUAAAGGUGAUAUAUUAUGGUUAUUUUAUUGUAAACUUGACCAAAUAUAGACAUCGUGCUCCUAUACCAGUGUAUGUAUUACAUCCACACAGAACAUGUGACAUGUUGAUUUCAUGUGGGGGUAUUCAUUUGAACCUUGUUUAUUUUCACUUUGUAAAUGAGAAUUGAUUUGAGUGUAUGCAUGGUAAUGGGUUUAUGUCUUGUGUAGGAUGUUAUGACCACUUGUGCACUAAUUUUAAACUCUUUCAAGGAUGGAAGUAUUGUCAUUUUUAGAUGCCAAAGAUUCCGUUUAUCAUUGAAUGUUGUCUUCUAUUGCCAAGUCUGAAGAAUUGCAAUGUACUGAAAAGUUUGUAGAAUGGAUAGUUUUGGAUAACUUACAUUAAGCCAAAUUUUAUUCUCAGCUACAUUCAUUUUUCAAUUGCCCAUUGGAAACUUAUUGCCUAGGAAUUUUAUUCGUGAGAUAUAAAGUUUCUUUACAUGUAAAAUCAAUAUCAUGACUUUGAUAUUUUUCACAGUUGUGAAUUAAAGUUGGUUUACAAUAUUCUAAAGCUGAAUAUUAAAGUUUACCACCAGGUGGCUCUGUAGUUGUAGUAUAUCACAGCAUCACUGCUGUACACGGUUUUCAAUGAAUGUGUUCAGUUUGAAACCAGUUUUUAGCUUGUGUAGAAGUUGAAAAUGUCAGCUAGACUUUUGGAGAUUGCAUUGAAUUUAUGAUGUAAAAACACAGUUUGCUCAACUUUUCCACAAUGUGCCAUUCUACAAGGUGAUCAAGAAGAAGUUGCAUUUUCCUACUAUUAAAAUACAGGAGUAUGUUAGCUAUGAAAUUAUGAACAUCAUUUUCAUUCCCACUGUUGGGAAAUUCUUUUUAUGCUGUUGAUCUAGUCCCUCUUAGUGGUACUUUGCAUGUUUUUAAUUUGAACACGUCAUCAACUUCAUGAAAUAUUUUCAUAAGGAAUCUGUACUCAAUACUAACUUGUAGCAAAUCAUUAUCGCAAUUCACCUUUGAAUUAGAACGCUUUACCCGAUAUAGUAUUGCGUUGUGUGACGACACAAUUGAAUGAGAAGAUUGAACAAUUUGAAUGACAUGUUUGAUGAAAUACAACAAGAGUUUUCAUUGGCCGAUUACAGCCCACCCACUUUCUCGAGCGGAUUCAGUGUAGCUGGAGAACUGUACAUAGCUCUUUGAAAAGAUCCACCUCUUAUAAAAACCUUCGAUUUACGUGUCACAAAAAGCUGCGGACGGUUGAGGCCUGAAAUGUGUUGCUGUCUCAUAAACUCAAUAUAAAAAAAUCUUAACAUAUUUUCCUACUAUAUACUUGCGUCCAAACAUACCUUCAAAUAUUCAUUAAAGUCACACACCACCCGAAAACUCGCAGCUUCAAAUGAUUUCGUUUGUUGACGUAGCCAUGUUAGGUAGCCGGUCAAUUCGAACUCUUGCUAUUGGUAUCUAUUCAUAAAAUCGGUUGUAAGUUAUGUAUUCGCUCUUCAUUUAUUAUCAACACGAAUAAUUAAUAGAAAUUAAAACAUUUUUGUACCAGUUUUUGUAAAGGUAAAAUAAGCUCUAGAUGAACGAAAAUGCAACAUAAGCCCAUUAGAUGGAGAUCGGCCGGCGCGGCCGCUCAUGACUAAUGAAAGCCGCACUGUCGUGCAUGAGUUUAGCUAUUUGAAUAAUUAUCAUUUAAUAGGACUUGGGUGGUAUAUUAUUUAAACAAUUUAGCUAAAAUAUUUGUGGGUUAUUAGUACACAUCUAGACGCUAUUGUGCCAAUAUGGAAAUGGACCGGGAUUCGAAUUGACUGGCUACCUAACAUGGCUACGUCUACGAACGAAAUCAUCAAAAGUUGUGAUCGAGUUUUUGGGUCGUAUGGGGCUUUAAUAAAUAUUUGAAGGUAUGUUUGGACACAAGUAUAGUAGGAAAAUAUGUUAUGAAUUUUUUUUCAUAUUAAAUUUAUGAGAUAACAACACAAGAAUACAACUUUUUCUCUUUCUUCCUUUGAAGUUUUUUUUUUUUCCAUCUAGCAUCUGGCCGUCAUGUUUUCAAAUGCUGACUACUCCCGUUUAAGGGAAUUUGGGCGGACUUAUACAUAUGGACCAAUGAGAGUUUCUGUUGCAUUUCGCAAUUGUAUUACAAACAGAUUCAAUUGUGUCGUCACACAACGCAAUACUAUAUCGGCCAAAGCGUUCUAAUUCAAAGGUGAAUUGCGAUAACUUAUUUCGAGAGUAUGUUUCCAAAUGAGAGACUAGAGAUUUGAGAUUUAUAUUCCUAGCUCAGUCAUAAUGUCGGCAGAUUUCAUCCUGCUACUGUCAAACAAAUCUUCACCAUGGAAGGUGACUUUUUCAAUGCCAGCUACCUUGGAAUUGUUAACAAUAUUGGAAUCUAUGCUUUGAUGGAAGUUUUUCGUGCACAAUGUUUCUGUCAUAAAAAAAGAUUUUGAAGAAAUGUAUGAUACCUGACGUUUACAAUGACGUACAUUUUAAAACACUAUUCAAGACCUGCAGUUCCAUUAUGUUUUUUUUGGUUUCGUUUUUUUAAUCUUUUUGUGUUGCAAAAAAUUUCAGGUUAUUGUCUUCAUUUGAUAAUUGAUAGUUAGUUAUUUGAGUGACUCUCAAGAAAGGACAAUUAUUUUCAGUUUUAAAGAUUUGCGAUUAUUUUUUUUUAUGCGUGAUUUCUGAUAAAGGAUAGUUUUUUUUAAAUAUUUGAAUGACUUCUGAUAAGUGACUGUUAUUUUUAGCCACUUCCUUAUUUACGAUGUAUCACAUAGAUCUAUGCUGUAUAUAGAUCUCUAUUUGUUUUCAUCUUGACUGGGCAUGUAUGAACUAAAAUCUCAUCAAAUAAUAAAUAGCCUAAAAAUAU
Messenger RNA from Ostrea edulis (European flat oyster), 10630 nucleotides. Its product is annotated as phospholipase D1-like. The record is from RefSeq and is a predicted model, not a curated record. Gene Ontology annotation, molecular function: D-type glycerophospholipase activity; phosphatidylinositol binding. The coding region runs from base 1978 to 6039 and encodes 1353 amino acids. The transcript has 25 exons. Gene Ontology annotation, biological process: intracellular signal transduction; cell motility; phosphatidic acid biosynthetic process. NCBI's taxonomy places the organism in Eukaryota, Metazoa, Mollusca, Bivalvia, Ostreida, Ostreidae.